Messenger RNA from Sceloporus undulatus (fence lizard), 1559 nucleotides. RefSeq names its product centromere protein U (gene CENPU). The transcript has 13 exons. Gene Ontology annotation, cellular component: nucleus. Bases 1 to 1107 code for a protein of 368 amino acids. NCBI's taxonomy places the organism in Eukaryota, Metazoa, Chordata, Lepidosauria, Squamata, Phrynosomatidae. The record is from RefSeq and is a predicted model, not a curated record.
AUGCAUGAUGGAGCAGGACUGAAUGCGUACAACGCAGAAAAUUUCAAUAGGAAAAAGAUGCCAAAGGCAAAAACAAAAAGAGAUUCCAAGAAAGUACCAGGAGGACAUGAAGCCAAGUUGCAGUCUGAAAGAAAAUUUUUAUCUCCUGAUGAGCCAGAUGUGUCAAGCAUUUUGAAAGUUCCUGGAAUUGAGCAAACAGAAGAGUCUGAUGAUGUAUUUGACCUUCCAUUACAUAGCACUGCUGUGUCUGACUAUGAGGAGGAAGAGGAGGAGGAGGAGAAGAAGGAAAAGUGGAGAAGAGUCAGGAUUCAGAACCGGGGGCUCAAUAGUAAUUCUUCUCAUUCUGAACCAGAAAAGAAAAAUACAAGACAAAGCAAAAAUCAGGAUACUGUGAAAUCAAGGGUGGAGAGAGAAGAUUCAGAAAAGAACCCUUUGAUGGAGAACAAGAUAUUUAGGACGAGUGGAAAAUCCCAAAGAAAGCAGAAGAAGGCUUUACCAGAGAUGGAAGAGGAUGAUCAUUCAGGUGAUCCACAUUUGUUUAAAGUUUGGAUACCCAAAGGGCAGAAAAAAGGUGCCAGGCGUAUCACAGAAAUUGAUGUUAUUCUGAAUGAAUUUGAAAAAGUAACAGCAAAAUACAAAGGAGGAGUGGAACUGGAGAUAUGUAGGGAAGCUAUUGAUAGCUUUUCUAAUGGGUUCAGAGAUCAUCUCAUCAACACUAUUGCAGAUGCUGAAGAACUAAAAAACACCAAACUAAAAAAUAUGAAGAUGGUCAGAGAAACAAAUAAGAAAAGGCAGCGUUUGAUAGAAGUUAAAGAAGAACUAAUUAGAACAGAGCCACAGUUGAAGAAGCUAGAGCGAGAACAUGCUGAAGUAAAAGAAAAAAUAUCAUCUCUUAGGAAUGCAAUGAAGUUAGUCAAUGAUUUAAAGGAUCUUCAACAAAAAUAUGUUAAUGAAAUAAAGGAAAACCCACAAGAAAAUGUUGAAUAUGGCAUUUCCAGCCUUCCUGCGCUUCUGGUGGAAUCUCAAAGAAUUUUAGGAGCUGAAGGUCACUUUCGAAAUAUCAACACAAAAUUACAACAAGCUUUAAAUUUGCAGAAAAAGAAUUAGUCACACAUAAUGUGAACUACAUCCUAUACUGCCACCACUUUCCAUAGAGACUAAAAUCUAAUAAACUGUUACAUGUUGUAAAGUUGGUAAUUUUAAGCAUAACUCCAAUUGCUAGUCCCAGUGACAGUAGAUAUAUUGUCUUAAUGGAAUUUCCAUAACUUUUAAUUUGUCAUUCAAGAAAGAGAUCUAUGUAGAUGAGACUGACAAUUGAAUUUUGGCCCCAGCAUAACUUACUAUAAAGAAUAAACACUGUCAAAUACCAAAUAAAGGCAAAAGCAAACAGGAAGUAGGCCAGAUCAACUAAAUUUCAGAAACUCUUUGUUUAUCUAUUUUACUUGGAGGAAGGGACCUCAAUAGUUUAUCCCAUCAUUUGCUGCUUUAUCUAAUGGCAAGUGAUCAUUUUUUCCUGCUAUAAGAAGAAGGGGAAAAGAAUUUGUUGACUGUGGGGAAGA